AUGGCGACCACCACCAACAAAUCACCGACAUUCCGAGUUAUUCAGGGCCUUACUCAUGACGAGAAGCUUCUCCAAAGUGGUCGAUAUUCGGAUGUCGACGUCAAAUGCGGCACGAUGACUUGGAAGGCUCACCGGUUCAUCUUGUCUUCCCGCUGCGCGUGGUUCGACAAGGCCUUAAAUGGCAGGUUCAAGGAAGCCGCGAUUGGUGUAGUUGUGAUCGAGAACUUCGAGUCUACUCAAAUCGACGCGUUGAUCAAGUACCUAUACUCCGGUGAAUACGAUAAGUGGGAAUUCCUCAAACCGCUGAGCCUGACCGACAAAGCAGAGCUCGCCGAGUCUUUCUCGCGCGAGUAUUUUGAGGCAGUCAUGAUGGUCUACAGACGCGAGUCGCUACUUCUUGUAAAGCCGAUCUGUGAUCUCCUUGUCUCUUCCUUCGCGAAAGUGGAGUUGUAUAUGUUGAGCAGCCAGACCAAUGGAAUAAGGAGAUUGGGAGAUGUACCUCAAUUUGCUGUCGAUGUAUUGUUGUCCAACCGCGGUGGGAUGGGCAUCGACUUCUCAGAACUCGAACUUCCACAGGACUGUAAGCAUUGUGGAUUCAACCCCUUCAGCAACAUUUUUGGUGGCUGCUUCGAAAAGGUGCGUCUCGUAAAGGUCGAUGGAACAUCAACAUUCAAGCUGGGUGCUUAUUGUCUAACGUGCGCGGCAAAAGUGAAGUAA
This is a messenger RNA of Anthostomella pinea, 717 nucleotides long. The record is from the annotation of a GenBank genome assembly. NCBI's taxonomy places the organism in Eukaryota, Fungi, Ascomycota, Sordariomycetes, Xylariales, Xylariaceae.